AUGUUUGUGAGUUGCAGUGUCACACUGCCACAGCCUUCAUAGGGAAUGUGUGCCAUUUCUACACUUGUGAUUUAUUAAACAGCUGCUGUACAUCUUUCCUGCUUGUUGGGCCGAAAUGACUGUGAUUCUUAAAGUUUUCACUCUUGGUGAAUCUAAGGAUUCUUUUUUUGGAAGAUGAACAAAAGAGGAUUCAGUAUACACAAGAAGAGAACCAGUUGUUCUUAAGUUCUGAAUUUCUAAUUGUACAAUUUUUUUAAACAGAUUUUUGAGUAAACUCAUUUGAAGACAGCAGAAUUUAUACAGAGCUCCCGAGUAUAAAACUGCACAAAUCUCAUACAUCAACUACAUGGUAACUUACAGUUUUUUCAGUGAUAUUUGAAGCUUCUUGUGUGGCAGAAAAGCUCCUCUUCUGCCUCUCUCAAGUGUAAAUCAACUGGUUGUAGAAAUAAACUUUCUUAAGCAAUUCAUGUAAUGAAAAGAUAAUAACAAUUAGGAACCCAACAAUAUUUUAGUACUAGGCUUUUGCUAGCAUUACAGUCUUCAAUCUGCAACCUCCCAGUACAUUCCCAGUACAUACCUCUUAUGCACUGUUUGUAUUUCUGUGAGCACAUAAUCAGUUGUAUAUGUGAGUAUGUGAUGCUUUGGAGAGAUGCUGCACUGUGAAAAGUUGCAAGGUGGGAUUUCCAAAAACAGUUCAUUUGCUGAACUCCAUUCUUAUUAAAGUUUAAGUGUUUGCACAGCUCAGCACUUUGGUAAGCAUCAAGUAGAAUCAGGCCUACAUUAUUGGUAAGUUUUCUUUUUAUAAAUUCACUGGAAUAAGUGCAGAAAGACCAUUUUAUGCACUGCUUAAAUGCUGAAGCCCUUCCCUUAUAUUGAAAGGGGUAUUUCCGUUCCUUCAAUGACAUUUCUUCAAAUAAAGAGAGGGAAAAGGUUUCUCUUAUGCUUUGGACAAGCAUGAGAGAUUCUAGUUCUGUGGAUGACUCUUGGAAAGUUAUAUGCAUCUAACAGGAAAACAGGAGCUGUGAACUCUCUCCGCUGUAACUAUAAACCAUAUUGAUAUCCUUUAUGGUAGCAUAUUUUGUGAGUAAGAUUAACAUGUAGGUACACACUGAAAGAUUCAUCUCAUUAGCAAGAACAAUUAGCACAUUAACACUUCCUGAUUAAUUUUUUUAGCUGCAGCUUCAUUUUGCCGUAACAUACGAAUUGAAACAGGAAUAUUUUUAUUGGCAAAGGUACACAUUCAGACAGAACAGACAUUAAUUCACUGUGGAGGUUAAUCUUACAUAAUACGUACAUUUUACUACAUUUUUUGCCUUAAAGUGAAAUAGCUAUUUCCUGCAGCGCAGUUGGACUUCUGUUUGCACAUAGGUACCAGUUUGGGGCAUCCUAUGAUAAAAAGGGGGGAAAAAAUACCAAACAGACCAAGCAAAACAAGUUCAGAAGAGAGCAUUUAUGUUUAGAAGAUACUGGAAGGAGUCUUUGGAAUGGUAGAAAGUUGGGUGCACACAGUCUGGAAAAGGGGAGACUUGUAGGAAAUUUGCCUGCACAUACACAGGGAGGUAGUUCAAAGACAAGAGUCCUAUUGGUCAAGAGUCAGACAGUUAAUAAACUUAAGCUGUAGCAUGGAAAAUUCAGUCUAAUUAAGAGAAUUAUAUAAACUGGAGGAAAAGUUAGACUAACUUGGUGCCAAGACAUGGGUUGUGAAACUCAAGUUAGUCAAGGCUAGACUAGACAGCCAUCAAGAGAUGGCUUUGGGACAACUGAAUAACUCCAACCAUGGUGCAGAAAGGCUGACUAGAUGACCCACUAACAGUCCCUUCCAAUCCAAAUGACCCUGGGACUUCUGAAAUAGUUCAACAGUUGGCAGCUUUUCAAUUUCCAGCACUGUAAUGAUGUAUUGUUUCUGCCAGAUGUGCCAUCAGCAGCUCUUGCUAAUGCCAGUGAGGUACAAGAUCAUAGCUCACUCUGGCAUUUUAAAUGUUUUAAUAAAUGUAUUUUUCUACUAGGUUCAACUUGCCCUUAAUCCAUGUGAAGACUCACUGGCAACAUAAUCUGGAAACUACUAACAAUUUUCACCAUCUCUAACAAAUUGUAUUGUGGUGAUAAAAGAAGAUUCUGUCCAAAUGAGCAAGGCAUCACAACAGAACGCCACUACGGAAGCAAACGGGAUAAGUGUGAUUCACACACCAGCACACACCAGCGGUUUGCAGCAGGUUCCUCAGCUGGUGCCCGUUAGCCCUGGUGGUGGAGGCAAAGCCGUGCCUCCAAGCAAGCAGGGCAAAAAGAAUUCCUUUGUGGAUAGAAACAGUGAUGAAUACCGCCAGCGCCGAGAGCGCAACAACAUGGCAGUGAAAAAGAGCCGGUUAAAAAGCAAGCAGAAGGCACAGGAUACGCUGCAGAGGGUUAACCAGUUGAAAGAAGAAAAUGAACGUUUGGAGGCAAAAAUUAAGCUCCUGACCAAGGAGCUAAGUGUACUUAAAGACUUGUUUCUUGAGCAUGCACACAAUCUGGCAGACAAUGUGCAACCUAUUGGCACAGAAACCACCACCACAAAUCCAGAAAGUGCCGGACAGUAGGCACACUACCCCCAAACUGACGGACUGAACACUAGAGGGGCAGCCUGCCUGCCCCUCUCCUGCAGGAGCAGAGAAGGAGCUUUGUUCUGACUUUUAACCAUCACUUUUUGGAGAUUUUGGGUUUUUUUAGGUUUAACACUGAAAGUUUGAUACAAUUUAAAUACAAGUGGCUUUGAGUACUUUGUAUAAUUUGUUGAGUAUUUUCUUCUCAUAGGUUUGGCUAACAAGAAAAAAUGACCUAAAUUGACAAAACAACAAAGAUUUAAAUGUUAGUUAGUGAAAUUAAAUUUCCACAGAAAUGUACACUGACCUUCUGAUUUUGCAUAUAGAAAGGAGUACAGCUGAACAGUUUUAUUGUAAAAUAGAUAACUGAACAUUGGAGGAAAUUUCUGUUAAAUAUCCUUUAAAUAUAUUUCAGUAUCUGCUGUUUCUCUAUUGUGUAUACAAAACUUCAGAAGGCUAUAGAUUAAGUAUGCCUUCUUAUCUGGUGGACUGCAAUCCCUGUUCAGUAAAAUUCAGGUCUUUCUUAUCCUUUCGUAGUUGAUGGGGAGUGCCUAGUAACAGUGCCUAGUAAUAGUGAGCCAAGGUGCUUACUAAUGUUUUCUAAAGACUACUACAUUUUUUGUGAGACAUAACAAUGUAUUACGACAUGACUGACAUGCACAUGACUGGUUCACAAACUGUCAAUGUUUCUCAAGAAGCAUCAUGUAUGGAAGAAAGUUGAACAUUUUAUUUAUAUGUCUUUUAAAGCCUAUGUUCAACAUGCUAGCAUUGUUUGCGUAGCGACUUGGUGUCCUUAAAGUAUCAUAUGUUGGUUUCUAGAACAUAGAUGAAUAUGAUAAAAUAACUGUUCUCUUGCAGGUGUCUGAGAAUCUAACGUACAGUUUAGCUAAGCAAGGAAAGGGCUGGGGCAAAACAUCGGCUCAGUCAAAAUAUAUAGACUUGCUCCUUAACAUCUGAUUUAUAUAGCUGUUCAGUUUAACAGCUGAUACCUUGCAGAGAUCCAGUGUAAUAAAAAAUAAAUGCCCCUAGUUUGAAUACGUGAUUCAGCAGAAUUUCUAUAGUUGUGUGAAGGAUGAUCUUCAAUCUUAUUUUGAUAAAACUUUUUCUAUAGCAGAUUUUUUCAAGACCCACUCCCUUACCAUGACCCAUAAUGCAGUGGUAUAUAUUAUACUGAGGAUUUAAAUAAUAAAAGUCAAGCAGGAACUUUGAUGUAACCUUAAUUUAUUUUCAUUUUUAAAUAUUUCACUUACAGUAUGUUUGUUUUACAUAUAACCUGUGUGUCUGGCUAGUGAAUUGUUACCCUGUUUUACUUUCCCUCCCACAUCACCUUUUUCUGAACAUGACUGUAGUAUGCUCAUGUGUACUGUAUAUGUAUUUAGGAAGACAACUUGGGUAAAAUCUGUUAAGAUGCUAAGUUAGAAAAUAAAAGCUUCCAAAAAAAUUU
Molecule: messenger RNA, 4023 nt
Organism: Gavialis gangeticus (Gharial)
Lineage: Eukaryota; Metazoa; Chordata; Crocodylia; Gavialidae
Gene: CEBPG
Product: CCAAT/enhancer binding protein gamma
Exons: 1
Coding region: 2124-2576 (150 amino acids)
Biological process (GO): regulation of transcription by RNA polymerase II; DNA-templated transcription
Molecular function (GO): DNA-binding transcription factor activity, RNA polymerase II-specific; RNA polymerase II cis-regulatory region sequence-specific DNA binding
Source: RefSeq, a predicted model, not a curated record